AUGCAAAAUAAUAAAGACACAGAGAGCAGAAACCGGGUGAUGGAAACACAAAAGAAAACAUUUACUAAAUGGUUGAAUAAUAAAUUAGCAACACAUAACUUUCCAAUUGUAACUAAUUUAUAUGAAGAUUUAGAUAAUGGUAAAGUUCUUAGAGAUUAUUUGUGUUCAAUUGGUAUGACACCACCUAGUAUUACUGAGGUUCCAAAAAUGAGAGUGCAGAAAGUUGAGAAUUUAUACCUGAUACUUAAGUACUUGUCUAAGAAUGAGAUUCGUUUAGUAAAUAUUGGUGCUGAAGAUAUAGUUGACAAAAAUAAGAAGUUAAUAUUGGGACUAAUUUUUACCCUCAUAUUGCAUCAUGGAUCAAUAAUUGGAUCAGCAAUUGAACAAGGAGAAUUUAGAAAUAAGCUGUUACAUUGGUGUCAAGAAGUCACUAAGGAUUAUGAGAGAGUUUUAAUUAAAGACUUUUCUAAAUCUUUUAAAGAUGGGCUAGCAUUUAAUGCUAUAAUACAUUUCCUCGAUCCAGAUAACACAGAUUAUAAGUCAACUCUCGGUAUGUCAGUACCAGACAGAUUGAAUUAUGCAUUUAAUAAAGCUAAAUCAUUAUUUGAUAUUGAAACAAUAUUAGACAUUAAUGAUUUGUUAGAUAUUGAUGGUCCUGAUGAACAAUGUAUUAUAACAUACGUAAUUGAGUUUUACAGAAAAUCAGCUAUGGUAAUUAAGAAGAAAUAUUUUAAGGACAAAGUAAAAUCAAUAUCUUUUAAUCAUAAAGAAUAUGAUAGAGCAAUAAAUACAUAUAAGGAAAUGGAAGAAAAGUAUAAUCUUAAUUCAAAAGAUUUAAAAGUAUCAACAGAUAAAGUUUAUAAUAAUUUUAUUGCUUUAAUUGACUCUAUAGAGGAACUUAAUGAAUCACAUGUACGAAUAUUAGAAAGUACUUGUGCUGUUAAUUCGUUAAUCAGUUUACUUGCUGGGUUUGAGAAGGCUUGUAUGUUAAAGAGUGAGAAUGAUAUUCCUAAAACUAAAUUUCUAGUCGAGAGUAUUAAUAUAGAUAAACUUGUAGAUGUAAAUGUGCUAGAAAAGAAUAAAGCAGCUUUAAAAAGUCAAGAUCUAAUGAACUUUGAACAACUCUCAAUAUGUCUUGAUAGGUACUUAGAAUCACUUAAAACUAACACUGUUGAUGAUGAAUCGUUAGAAAUUCUAAAUACAAUUUUAAAAACUAAAUCAUUUAAUAAGCCUUUUAACCCAACUUUUAUUACUUGGAUCAACCAAAUAUUAAAAUCAGUUGAAGUAUUAGCUAAUUCAACAAAGAGAGUUAAUGAGAAUCUUAAGAAAAGUAAAAAUUUUUACAAAACUAAUAAUAAAGACGGGUGGGUCAAAGGAAGUGAUUUAAAUAAGUUUCUUAAUAACUUUACAGAUUUUUCAGCUGAUUUAUUGGCCAUUUAUCCAGAUAAAAUGUUUAAUGAGGCAGAAAUAAAUGAAGCAGUUGAAUCUUUAAGUAGAAAUUCAAUGACAACAAAAAUGAUAGAAAAUGUAAAAAAUUUACUUUCAAAUGAAGAAGAUUUAAAAGAAUUAGAAGCAAUUAAAGUGAGACUUUCAAAGUAA
Molecule: messenger RNA, 1599 nt
Organism: Hepatospora eriocheir
Lineage: Eukaryota; Fungi; Microsporidia; Hepatosporidae
Source: the annotation of a GenBank genome assembly